CAAAAUUGAUGCAAUCCGGCUGCUUCUGAGAAUCUUUGGGUGUGAUACGACUGUCAAAGCCACUAUCGAAAAGGCGAGCGAGGAGUCGACGCUUUGUGAUUUCCAAUGGGUGGGAGCGUUGAUGAAAAUAAUAACAAUAAUAAUAAUAACUACGUAUCCUCGGCCGUCCAUCGUAGUCGCCUGCAGGAUGGACGCAUUCCAGGCCAAGCUCGUCGCUGCAGCGAUAGGCUCCAUGGCGACAUCACUAUCGAUGACCCCCUUUGACGUCGUCAAGACCCGCCUUCAGACUCAACCCAAGGAACCGUUGUUUUCCCGGCCACCGCUCAACAAAUGCUGUCAGCCGUCUCACAUAACUUGCGUUCGGAACAUGUCGUCCCUUGCCAGACCUCUAGAGGAGGUCGUGUGUGUAUAUGAUCAUGGCAUAUUGCGCCGCGAACGAGUCAAUGGCUUCCUCGAUGCUAUCCGACACAUAUGGAGGCAUGAGGGCAUGCGCGGCCUCUGGAAAGGUGCUGGAACAUCCCUCUUAAUCGGCGUGCCUUCGUCGACCAUGUACAUGCUGACUUACGACCACCUACUGCGAAACGUGUUUCCACAUUUCAUCUCAUCGCCUACCCUCGUACCUCUGGUGGCUGGAAUCACUGCUCGGACCGCCAUUACCACUGCCUUAUCCCCCCUUGAACUAAUUCGUACUAACCUGCAAUCCACGCCCAAAUCACCUGACCAGCCACAUACGCUCCCUUCUGUGCUCCGAUCAAUAGGGGCAGUCGUCCGAAGACAAGGCGUUCUCUUCCUGUGGCGAGGUCUAGGCCCUACAUUAUGGAGAGACGUGCCUUUCAGUGGCAUCUACUGGGCAGGGUACGAAGGAUGGAAGCGCUACUUUGAGUCUCAAGGUCAAAGCGGUGCAUACGUCACAUUUACUUGUGGGGCCAUAAGCGGCACAACAGCCUCUCUUCUGACGUCCCCUUUUGACGUCCUCAAAACCAGAAGGCAAGCAUUGCUUAUGGCCGGAACAAUUCCUUCCCAAGCAAGAGGUACAAUACCCCUGUGCCUGCGGAUAAUUCGCACAGAAGGCCUAGCCGCGUUGUUUGCUGGUGUAUGGCCACGGACAACCAAGAUUGCACCUGCCUGUGGUAUCAUGAUCGCAUGCUUCGAGGGCAUUGGCAAGUUUUUGGUGAAGAAGGAUUAGACCCCAUACCGUCUUGCAUAGCUUUCACAUUAUGCGACAAUAUAUUGAGCACUCACACAUUCGUUUGAUGCAU
Molecule: messenger RNA, 1259 nt
Organism: Pisolithus orientalis
Lineage: Eukaryota; Fungi; Basidiomycota; Agaricomycetes; Boletales; Pisolithaceae
Product: mitochondrial carrier domain-containing protein
Exons: 5
Coding region: 122-1186 (354 amino acids)
Biological process (GO): mitochondrial transmembrane transport
Source: RefSeq, a predicted model, not a curated record